Amborella trichopoda is the source of this 1362-nucleotide messenger RNA. RefSeq lists its product as uncharacterized. NCBI's taxonomy places the organism in Eukaryota, Viridiplantae, Streptophyta, Magnoliopsida, Amborellales, Amborellaceae. The record is from RefSeq and is a predicted model, not a curated record. Gene Ontology annotation, molecular function: protein binding.
UUUGUGGCUUGAACUCCACUAGAAAGCAGAGGGCCCUGCUCUCUAACAGGAGAGACAGAGAGACCCACAUCGUUUUAUUGAUUAUAUUUCAGAGAGAGAGAGAGAGAGCGAGAUCCAUGUCGUUGUAUUGAUUAUAUUUCUGGUUCAGCUUCUCAAACCAAUGACCGUUGUUGAUUCAGACAUUAUGUCGUAGCCACUGGUACGACAAUCAACAUGCAGCAGACUACAAGCUUUAAGCUUUUAACACCUUGCAAUUUCAAGAGCACAAAAAGGCCAUGGCUGUUAUUACCAAAGCACCCUAGAGGCUUUUCAUUUUCCACAAUUAGGGCGAGUUCAGACGAAUCAGGAGGAGAUGGUGAUGGUGGCGCCAUUGAUCCUUCUUCCUCCAAAAUAUUCUCUCGGAAACAAACUUAUGCUUUUCUCAAACAGCAAUUAGCCGUUGCUGCCAAGGCUGAGGAUUACAAGGAAGCUGCAAGGAUCAGGGAUUCGCUAAGGUCGUUUGAGGAAGAGGAGCCAGUGCUGCGUAUACGGAGAUUGAUGAAGCAAGCCAUUGAGGAGGAGAGAUAUGAGGAUGCAGCUAGUUAUAGAGAUGAACUAAUGGCUGUCGCACCUCACUCUCUACUUAAAUGCUCAAGCGAUUCCACCACUGUUGGAAUCAGAGUGCAGGUGAGGAGCGUGUACAUAGAAAGGCGUAGCCAACCUUCAAAAAGCCAAUAUUUUUUUGCUUACCGAAUACGAAUUACAAAUAAUUCAAAUCGCCCUGUCCAACUUCUCAGACGACAUUGGAUAAUCACAGAUGCUAGUGGAAGGACAGAGCAUAUAUGGGGAGUGGGAGUCAUUGGAGAACAGCCGGUUAUACUUCCUAGGAUGGGAUUUGAGUACUCAUCUGCUUGUCCUUUAUCAACUGAACGUGGAAGGAUGGUAGGAAGGUGACUUUGAGAUGAAGUACAUCGAUUCUGUCAAUGCUACUACAUUUAAUGUUGCUAUUGCUCCCUUUUCUCUCUCUAUGACCGGCGAUGAUUCUGACUUCAUCUAAUGUAUAUGCAUGACUUGCCUGGCCCUCUGUGUUCGGGGAAAAGUGAGUAUGGCUGUAAUUUUUGUGGCAGUUUUUGUAUUCUGAAGAAGAAUUGACAACUUCUACAAGAAAAUGGUUCACAAUUGUCUAAUGGAAUUAAGUUUCCAGUUUAAGAAGGUCUACAAAAGAAUGGGAACUUAAAUCCAAGAAUUCUUGCACUUAAAAGCUGUCAUUGUUGUCUCCAUGUAAGUGUGCAUUUAUAUUAUAUAUAAGAAAGUGGAGGGUGUAUAAAUGUAAGGAAGCUUUUAUCUUUUGUAUCUAUUGUGAGAAAAUUUACAAUUCUGAAA